Molecule: messenger RNA, 1194 nt
Organism: Gambusia affinis (western mosquitofish)
Lineage: Eukaryota; Metazoa; Chordata; Actinopteri; Cyprinodontiformes; Poeciliidae
Gene: tnnt2e
Product: troponin T2e, cardiac
Exons: 17
Coding region: 221-1093 (290 amino acids)
Biological process (GO): cardiac muscle contraction; regulation of muscle contraction; sarcomere organization
Cellular component (GO): troponin complex
Molecular function (GO): tropomyosin binding; troponin C binding; troponin I binding
Source: RefSeq, a predicted model, not a curated record
CUUUGUGUCUCCAACAAUAGAAGGGACCGUCCCAACCAGUCAUAGCAAAGACAUGCGGUCACGAGACCCCUAGGGCUGUAUUAAGUUGUGCCGUCUGGCUGGAAGAGAGGAUGACUGAGUUUGUAUUUGGUUGGAUGUAGAAGAGGAAGAACAACAGUUGCCCUAAAUCCCGUCGCUUCUUCAGGGGACGCAUAGCGUAAGAGAGAAACUAUAAGCUAAAAUGUCUGAGGAAGCAGUGGAGGACGUCGUCGAAGAAGAAGAAGUUGUGGAGGAAGAAGUAAUUGAAGAAGUUCUAGUGGAGGAGAUGGGGGAGGAAGAAGAAGCUCCACCUGGAGUAGAAGAGCCCCCUAUCUCCACUACUGAAGAGCCUGCAGAAGAAGAGGCUCCAGCUGUGGAUGAAGAGCAUCCAGCUGCAGACGAAGACGAAUCAAGGCCCAAACCAAAGGCGUUUGCUCCGACGAUCGCCGUUCCUAAGAUACCAGAGGGGGAAAAAGUCGACUUCGAUGACAUCCACAGGAAGCGUCAGGAGAAGGAUCUGUCUGAGCUGCAGUCUCUGAUCGAGGCCCACUUUAUCCAGAGAAAGAAGGACGAGGAGGAGCUCAUCGCUCUUGUUAACAGGAUUGAGAAGCGUCGUGCUGAGAGGGCUGAACAGCAGAGGAUCCGCACCGAGCAGGAGAAAGAGAGGCAGAAUCGUUUGGCUGAAGAAAAAGAGAGAAAGGAACAAGAGGAGGCUCGUAAGAAGCAAGAUGAGGACGCCAAGAAGAAAAAGGCCCUGACUAACAUGACUCAACAAUAUGGUGGCCAGCAAAGGCAAGAUGGAAGGAAGGGAGCAAAGAAGCAAACGGAGAGGGAAAAGAAGAGAAAGAUCCUGGCAGAGCGGAGGAAACCGCUCAACAUUGACCAUCUGAACGAGGACAAGCUGAAGGAGAAGGCCGGUGAGCUCUGGCAGUGGCUGAUGAUGCUGGAAGCGGAGAAAUUCGACUACACCGAGAAGCUCAAGAGACAGAAAUAUGACAUCAACUUGCUACUGAAUCGGGUUCAGGCCACCCAGAGCGUCAAAGGAAGAGGCAAGGCCAAAGGCAGGGUGAGAUAGACGGCCCCGACCAGACAAGACGCCCGAGCAGGAGUCUGCGUCACAGCAAAAAAAAAACAAGUUGACAGAAAUAAAGCACCGUUUCUGGGUUUUAGAGGAUA